GGGCGCGGCCGGGCGCCAUGGGGAGGAAGAGGCCGCGGGCCGGGGCCGGGGCGCCCCCUGCUCAGGGCCAGCUGACGUUUGAGGAGGUGGCCAUCUGGUUUUCCCAGGAGGAGUGGGAGAUGCUGGCAGACUGGCAGAAGGAGCUGUACCGGGCUGUGAUGCUGGAGAACUAUGAGAAUCUAUUUCUUCUAGCAGGCCAUGCAGAUGCCAAACCUGAGAUCAUAACCAAACUUGAACGAGGGGAAGAGCUGUGUGUCAGGGACCAGCAGGCCCUGGAGGGGAGAGAAAUUCUUCCAAAUGCUUCCAGAGGGAAUUGGUCCCGGAAGAAAACUAAAAGGGACUCGGACCUGCAAGAAUGUCGUGGAAACCCAGAAGCUCAAGGGACCUCAUCAAAAAUGUUCAAAGAGAAAGUUUUGUGCAAACAAACCAGAAGAUCCAGCAAACUCUCCAGCGACCCUGAUCUCCAGAGCUGCAGCACGGAAGAGAAGCUGCUGAAAUGUACCGAGUGUGGGAAAAGCUUCACCAGGAGGCAGAAUCUGAGCACGCACAAGAGAAUCCACACUGGAGAGAGACCUUACGAGUGCAGCGAAUGUGGGAAGAGGUUCAGCCGCAUGCAGCACCUCGUGUCGCACCAGCGAAUCCACACGGGAGAGCGACCCUACCAGUGCACCGAUUGUGGGAAGCGCUUCAGCCAGAAGUCCAACCUCCUCACGCACCAGAUCAUCCACUCGGGGGAGAGGCCCUUUAAAUGCAUGGAGUGUGGGAAAAGGUUCAGCCAGAGAGUCUACCUGACCCAGCACCAGAAAACCCACACGGGAGAGAAGCCGCAUAAAUGCCUGGAGUGCGGGAAGAGUUUCAUCCAGAGGAAGGUGCUCCUGACGCACCAGAAAAGUCACGCCGGGGAGGGAGGGCCCUACCUAUGUGCCGACUGUGGGAAAUGCUUCACCACACGGCCAGGGCUGAGGUAUCACCAGAGAAUCCACACUGGGGAGCGCCCAUACCCCUGCACCCUGUGCGGGAAAGGUUUCGCCACCAAUUCCCGCCUGAAAUAUCAUCAGCGGAUCCAUUCAGGAGAGAGGCCUUACCAGUGCAGCGACUGCGACAAGUGCUUCCGGCACAAGUCGGCUCUGGCCUCCCACCAGGGCAUCCACACCGGUGAGAGGCCUUACAAAUGUACCGAGUGCGGGAGCAGCUUCCGCCGCCGGAACGGGCUUGUCAAGCACCAGAGGAUCCACACGGGGGAACGCCCCUACCCGUGCACGGAGUGUGGGAAGAGCUUCAGCGCGAGGAGCACGCUCACGGAUCACCAGAGGACCCACACUGGGGAGAGACCCUACAACUGCAGCCACUGUGGGAAAAGCUUCAACCGGGUCUCGCAACGUCGCAAACACCAGAGAGUCCACACGAAAAAGCGACCGGAAUGUGCCGAGUGCGGGAAAAGCUUCAUCAGCAAGUCCCGGCUCACGGUUCACCGGCGCACGCACACCGGCGAGCAGCCCUACGCCUGCGCCGAGUGCCAGCGACGCUUCAGCCACCACUCCCAUCUCAUCGUGCACCAGCGCACGCACACGGGCGAGAAGCCCUAUACCUGCACCCAGUGCAGGAAGAGCUUCAUCAAGCGAUGCAACCUCCAGGUGCACCAGCGCACGCACACCAGGGAGAAACCAUACUGCUGCAUCGAGUGUGACAGGACCUUCAUCCAGCACUCCAACCUGGUGCUGCACCUGCGCACCCACUCCGGCGAGCGCCCCUACCACUGUGCCCAGUGCCAGAAGGGAUUCAUCUGCCACACCCAGCUCAUGGUGCACCAGCGCAUCCAUACUGGGGAGCGCCCCUACCGCUGCCUCAAGUGCGGCAAGGGCUUCCACCAAAAAGCCUAUAUCUUCAUAUCACAUCAGAGAACCCACACAGCCGAGAAACCCUAUUCCUGCUCUGAGUGCGGAAAAAAGUUUGCCCAGCAAUCCAACCUGAACAACCACUUCCGGCUCCACACAGGUGAGAGGCUUUAUGUGUGUUCACAGUGCGGGAAGAGCUUCAUCCACCAGUCCAGGCUCACCUACCACUAUAGAGUCCACACGGGAGAGCGGCCCUACAUGUGCACAGAGUGCGGGAAGGGCUUCACCGAGCAAUCCAAAUUAACAAACCACUAUCGAAUCCAUACAGGCGAGAGGCCACACACCUGUGCCGAGUGUGGGAAGAGCUUCAGUCUGAAGAUAAGCCUUAUAAUUCACCAGAGAAACCACGCCAAGGAAAGGCCUUAUGAAUGCACUGAAUGCGGCUUAAACUUCAAUUGUCACUCAGGGCUCAUCAGGCACCAGAUGAUUCACACGGGGGAGCGACCCUAUAAAUGCACAGACUGUGGGAAAGGCUUCAUGCGGAAGGAGCAUCUUCUGAACCACCAGCGACUGCACACGGGAGAGAGACCCUACCAAUGUACGGUAUGCGGGAAAAGCUUCAUUCGGAAGCAUCAUCUUCUGAAACAUCAGCGGAUCCACACUGGGGAGCGGCCCUACCAGUGCGCUGAGUGUGGCAAAAGCUUUAGGUAUAAACAGUCGCUCAAAGAUCACCUGAGAAUUCAUAGUGCAGAGCAGGGGCAGCCGGAAAUUUCUCAGGGCCUUUUGCAGGAAAUAGAAACUGGGCUCCUUGAUGUUAAAAUAGAAAAUACAUGGUACAGACAUUUUGUCACUCUGAUGCGGCCCCGGAUUCAAAUCCUGCGGGAACUGCGGGCUGAUGCUGUGUGCGCGGCCCCUCCCCGCCGCUCCCCGGGCCCCGGCUGCGCUCGCUCUGCUCCGCCCGGCAGCGCGGGCCGGCCCGUGGCGAGCGAGGCGGCGCCGGGAUCUGCCCAGCCCGGAGCGGAGCGAGCUCGGCCGGGCCGGGCCCGCUGGAGAAGCCGCCGCCCGCCCCGGGGGCCAUGGCCGAGGCGGGCCGCUGCCCAGGCUCCAGAAUGGGACACAGAGUCAUGGUGGCCAAUGCCUUUGCAGCCACCUGCUGUCCCUGAAGAAACUUCCCUGAGAGAAACCCAGCUGCAAAGAGCAGAGAUUUCUUUGACUGUGGUAGCUGAAGUUCAAGCCGUAGAGAGGAAGAUGGAUUCUCAGGCUGCACAGUUGCUGAAUCUGGACGGGAGAAUGGGGACGGCUGAGAAGAAACUAGUUGGCUGUGAGAAAACAAUGGUGGAGUUUGCGAACCAGCUGGAGAGUAAGUGGGCUGUGCUGGGAACUCUGAUCCAAGAGUACGGGCUGCUGCAGAGGAGGCUGGAGAACAUGGACAACCUGCUGAAGAACAGGAACUUCUGGAUCUUGAGACUCCCCUCAGGCACUAAGGGAGAAGUCCCCAAGGGAUGGGAGAGUGCAGCCAAAUGGCAGAAGGAGCUUUGUGAGAACGUGAUGAAGGGGAACUUUGAGACUCUGAUCUCCAUGGACUCUGCGAUUUCCAAACCCAGCAUCCUGUCCCAGAUUGAAGGAGAAGAGGAGCCAUGUACUGGGGAUGAGCCGGAGGAGCCAGAAAUCCCCAUGGAGCCCAGCAUGGACUCUCCGGUUCCUACACAUGAGACUUCAUCCUGGAUUAAACAGGAGGAGGAGCUGUGUAUCAAGGAUCAGCAGUUCUCAGAGGAGAGAGAGAUCCCUGCAGAUCUUAGAAUGGCAGAUGUUGAGCUCAUGAUCAAAACAGAGGAGCAACAUCCUGAAGAAGGCCCUAGCAACCUAGAGCUACCUGGGCGGUUGCCAGGCCCAGCAGAGGAGAGAGCUUUCCAAGGUGCUGAACAGGAAGCAGCUGCUGGGAGUUCUGGCACUUCAAUCAGCUCUUCAGGUAACAACCUGGGGGAACUUACUCAGCAUGAAAGAGAACUGAGAACUGUUGCUGCCCAUCCCAGGGGCAAUGCAGGAAUAGCCCCUUAUGCGUGUGCCCAGUGUGGGAGGAACUUCACUCGAAAGGACAUUCUCCUGUCGCACGAGAGACUCCACACUGGUGAGAGGCCAUACAUGUGUGCUGACUGUGGGAAGAGCUUUAGGCUCAAGAUCAGCUUUGUGAAGCACCAGAGAUGCCACACCAAGGAGCGGCCCUAUCCAUGUAAUGAAUGCCAGAAGAGCUUCAAGUGCCACUCGGCGCUCGUGCGGCACCAGAUGAUCCACAGGGGAGAGCGGCCGUAUAAAUGCGACCAGUGCAACAAAAGCUACAGCCGCAAGGAGCACCUCCAGAACCACCAGAGGCUGCACACCGGGGAGCGGCCCUUCCACUGUGCAACCUGCGGGAAGAGCUUCAGUCAAAAGUUCGUGCUUGUCUCACAUCAGCGGAUCCACACAGGGGAGUGGCCCUAUAAAUGCACGGAGUGUGGGAAAGGCUUCAGUGAGAAAUCCAAGCUGACCAGCCACUACAGGAUCCACACCGGUGAAAAGCCCUACAGCUGCGCCCAGUGUGGGAAGAGCUUCCGCCUUAAGGUGAGCUUCUUAAGGCACCAGACGAGCCAUGGCAGUGAGAAGCCCUACCUAUGCACUCAGUGCGGCAAGAACUAUAGCUACCACUCAGGCCUCCUCCGGCACCAGCUGAUCCACGCGGGGCAACGGCCGCAUCAGUGCAACAAGUGCGGCAAAAGCUAUGUCGAGAAAUACCGCCUGCGGAAUCACCAGCGUGUCCACCUGGAUGAAGGACUGCAGCGGUGCAUCCCAUGCGGGAAGAGCGCCUCGGAGAAGCAGGACCUCCUGAGCCACCAGCAGAGCCAUGCCGAUGGAUGCCAUCAGCGUGCCAUGUGCGAACAAAGCGUCUGGCUCAUGGAGAGCAGCUUAAAGCACCAAAGAAACCACAGCAAAGAGAAGCCCUACGAAUGCAGUGACUGCGGGAAGAGCUUCAAGUGCCAGUCGGAACUCACCCGCCACCAGAGGGUCCACACGGGGGAGAGGCCUUACGAAUGCACCAAGUGCAACAAAAGCUACAGCCAGAAGUACCAUCUCCUCCAGCACCUCCGCAUUCACACGGGGGAGCGACCCCACCAAUGCAGUGACUGUGGGAAGAGCUUCAUCCGAAAGGAACAUCUCCUGAAACACCAGCGGAUCCACACUGGAGGGAGGCCUCACCAGUGCAGCGAAUAUGGGAGAAGCUUUCAAUAUAAGCAGUUGCUGAAAGACCAUCAGAGGGCGCAUAGAGCGGAGCCAGAUCACCUGGAGGCUUCUCCAAGGACUGAAGCCUGGGUUCCUUCAGCAAAGCUGGCCUUUGGGGUGACUCCCUGUCCCGUGCAGCAGCUGGCUACAGAUCAUCGGCUGGCCCAUGCAGCUGCAGGCGCAGCGGCUGCAGGGGUAGGGCCGCUCGCCCGUGUGGAAGCCGUAAUGCUUGACGAAGUCACACUUGAAGAUGAAGUGUUUCUCGCAGAGGGCGCACUGGUAGGGGCCAUUCUCCAGGUGCACCCGCCGGUGGAUGCUGAGGCCCGGCGCGGCUUUGGCGGGUCAUUCUGCCAGACUGGCUCCCUGGGGCGCUCGGCGUGCCUCCGGGGCCGCUCCUUAGCAUGGAUCUCCUGGUGCUUGUUGAGGGUGGAGCGCCGGCUGAAGCUUUUGGGGCAGAGGCUGCACCGGAAGGGCUUCUCGCCCGUGUGCGUGCGCAGGUGCUCGUUGAGGUGUGAGCGCCGCCGGAAGCCCUUGCUACAGCGGUUGCAGCGUGAGGACAUCAGGAGCUCUGCCAUCGACAUCGCCAAGAGCAGUCUGGGGGGCCGUGUGCAGCUGACCACCCAAAGCAGACCAAUUAAAAAUUUCAGCUUCCUGCUUCUGCCUCUUGAAAUGGCUGCCCUGGUGGGGACUGUCCCGGUGACAUUUGGUGAUGUCUCAGUGCACUUCUCCUGGGGGGAGCGGGAGAUGCUGGCAGAGCGGCGGAAGGAGCUGUACCGGGAGGUGAUGAAGGACAACUAUGGAAUUCUGGUCUCUCUGGCGCUGCUCCGGAAGCAACGCCUGAGACACGGCGCUACAGUAGCAAGCGCUCGCCAGGCCUCGGGCUGCAGGGGGACAUUUUCCGGCAGUUGCAGCUGCAAGGAUCCGCUCGACAUGCAGGGAGGAGAAGCUGAAGAGAAAAUGCCAGCCGGGGCCACUCUGCAGGUCCCGGUGACAUUUGAGGACGUUGCCAUCUAUUUCUCCCGGGAGGAGUGGGAGAUGCUGGCAGAGUGGCAGAAGGAGCUGUACCGGGACGUGAUGAAGGAACAUUAUGACAAUCUGAGUUCCCUGGGCCAUGCAGACACCAAGCCUGAUGUUUUAUCCCGGCUCGAACAAGGGGAAGAGCCGUGGGUCAUGGAUCAGCAGGAGGAAAGAGAGAGGCUGGAAGGCACCUCGCUUGAGGGUGCAUGCCUGAGCCGAACUGAGGAGCAGCAGCAGGAGGAAGGGCCUGAGACCUUGGAGCCACAGAGGACUUUACCGAGUGGGUCGGAAGAGAGAGUUUUCCAGAGUCCUGAGCAGGAAGAAACUUGCCGGAGGCAGCGCAGGUCGCUGAGGCUGCAGGGGAUCUCGGCGAGGAAUGAGCCAGAUACCCCAAGGGACUGUGAAAGGGGUGGCCAGGAACCUCCGAGGCUCCCUGCGCAGGAGAUACCAGAGACGAGCCAGAGCCCACCUACGUGUCACAUAUGUGAAGUCAGCUUCAAAGGAGAGAGAGACCUUAACAGACACAAGCGCAGCGUCCACGAGAUAAAGGAUCCACACCGGUGCCAAGUGUGUGGGAGGUGCUUCCGGCUACAGCAGGACCUCAAGAGGCACCAGAGGAUCCACACAGGGGAAAAGCCCUACCUCUGCCUUUACUGUGGGAAGAGAUUCAGCCAGACUGCCAAUCUCUGCACCCACAAGAAGAUGCACAGAGGCGAGCGACCGUACCCCUGCACCACCUGUGGCAAGAGCUUCCGGCAGAAGCAGCAGCUGGUGUCGCACAGCCGGAUCCACACGGGAGAGCGGCCCUACCCCUGCACACAGUGCGCCAAGAACUUCCGCUGGAAGCAGGCGCUCAGGGUCCACCAGAAAACCCAUGUGGGAGAGGGAGGCUCUGAGGGGAGCCAGGCCAAAGGGCGGGUCUUCACCUGCCCCAAGUGCAAGGCCGUCUUCACUCACAGGCACGACCUCCAAGCGCACCGGCGAGAGCACGCCACCAGUGAGCGGCCCUACCAGUGUGCCGACUGCGGGAAGUACUUCAGACAGCGGCAGCAGCUGAUUCCGCACCGCCGGAUCCACACCGGGGAGCGACCCUACAACUGCCCUCUCUGCGGGAAGAGCUUCCGGCGCAGGCAGGAGCUGACCACACACCAGAGAAUCCACACGGACGAGAGGCCCUUCCGCUGCCCCGAGUGCCCACUCAGCUUCAGGGAGAAGCAGAAGCUGAGGAGACACCGGAGAGUCCACACAGGCGAGAGGCCCUAUGCCUGCCCAGAGUGCGAGAAAUGCUUCCGGCAGAAGCAGCAGAUGAUGUCCCACCUCCGGAUCCAUAAGGACGAGCGGCCCUACACCUGCUCAGAGUGUGGGAAAUGCUUCCGGCGGAAAGACUCCCUCGCCAAACAUCAGAGAACCCACCAAAGGGCCCAGACAUAGGGCUCGUCUACACUACCACUUAGGUCAAUGUAACGUACAUCGCUCGGGGAUAUGAAAAGUCCCCCCCUUCCUCCCCUCCCCGAGCGAUGCAAGUUACAUCAACUUAAAGCACUGUCAACAGCCUGCUGUGUCGGCGGGAGAUGCUCUCCCGCCAACAUAGUCCCUCCUCUCGUUGAGGUGGAG
Molecule: messenger RNA, 7721 nt
Organism: Chelonoidis abingdonii (Abingdon island giant tortoise)
Lineage: Eukaryota; Metazoa; Chordata; Testudines; Testudinidae
Biological process (GO): regulation of transcription by RNA polymerase II
Cellular component (GO): nucleus
Molecular function (GO): DNA-binding transcription activator activity, RNA polymerase II-specific; RNA polymerase II cis-regulatory region sequence-specific DNA binding
Source: RefSeq, a predicted model, not a curated record